UGUGUGUGUGUGUAAGAGAGAGAGAGAGAGAGAGAGAUAGAGAGAGGGCAAAGGUCAACAGUCUGUCAGGUGUGACCUCAUAGAGAAGGGGACAAUUUACAAUCAGAGAGAGAGUGAGAAAAAGACCUUUAGUCUAAGAGGAGAGAGAGAGCGAUAAGGAUGCCUUCUGAAGUCAAUUCAGAAAAUUCUUUGGUUAGUUAACUGCUUGCUAUCAGGUUAAGAGGAAAGCUGUGAGUUCGUAAGUUAACUUAUUGAGCUAUAGACAACUACUUGCUAUCAGUUUGAAGACAAAGACUGGUUCUUCUCUUGAGCUACAACUUGCUAACAGUUUGUUGAAGCGGGCUGUAGAGUUCCUAGGUCAAUAUCUGGAGCUACAUGCUAACGCACGCUAGGUGUGCUGAAGAGAUAAGGACAUGGCGCUAAUAGCUAGCUAGGCUUAGCUUUACGUCACCAUGGCGAUCCCCAGAGGAAGGAUGCGGAUUGGUUUCCUGUGGCUGGCGGCCAUCUUGGUUCUGCUGCUUCUUCUCAGUUUCUUCUGGCUCCCUCAGGAUGGGGCGAGAGACUGUCAGAAUUCUUGGCAUCCAUGUCUCCCUUUCUUCCAGACGACUGACACACAGGUGGAAGAGGCGGAGUCAUCCCCAAAGCCCAGCUCCCAGGACUGCCCUGGCCAAUCAUUUCAGGUCUGGCGUCUGCUGCUCUACUUGAAGGCCAGCCAGGCAGCCAAUCAGGACGUCCUGCUGGAACCCUACCUGCAGAGCUGGGAGGAGCUUAUCAGGUUUAUGGAGUCACUCGGGGCGAUUGUGGGGUUCUUCUCUCAGAAGGUGAAGGACAAGGUUGCCACGAUACGGGAGCUGUCCCUAGAACAUGCCAAAAAGAAUUCUGGGAGAAGUAGUCAAGACGCUCCACAGAAUGGGGCGUAUUAUUCUAUUGGCUCCAUGGUGGAGGCGGAGCUUAAGGCGGGUGUGGUCAGCUUCUCCCAUCCCAGCCAAUCGGGAUGCAGGACGGUGCUGCGUCUCCAUCGCUCCCUCCGAUGGCUGACUCUGUUAAUGAGGGGUCUCACCGAGGGAGCCAAUGAGGAGGGAGAAUACAGGACCCCUGGGGACCUGUGCAGGGAGGCCUACUGGGUGGCCCUAGCCCCCUACCACCCCUGGUAUGUGCGGCAGGCAGCAGAGCUGGUGUUCGUCUCCCUACCAGAGAGGGCGCUGUUCCUGCAGCUGGUGUGUGUGGAGAGCCAGGAGGAGGCCACGCCCAUAUUACACACGCUCAUACACACACUGGAGGAGACGCACGCUCGCACACAACAUAUCCUUCAAACGCACGGGUUGUUGGAGCUGCCCUGACCCUGUACAUUAUACACUAAAUAUAUACUAUACAUAAUAUGUACUAGUAUAUGCACUAUAUAUAUACUGGUGUCCAUAUACUACUUUAUACACUAAAUCAGGGGUCAGCAUCCUUUUCCCACAUGCAGUGCCAGUUUGACAUUUUCUCUUUAUUGAGUGUACCUUAAGCAAUAUUAAAUAUUAAGCUGAAUUAUGACACAGCGACCAAAACAUUUCCAGAAGACCUGGAAUUGUAUUAUUUCCAUAUAGUCCACAAUCAUGCAUCAACAUUUUAAAUGUUUUUUUUUUGUUGUUACAUUUGUACUGCUUUGCAAAACCAUGUGAAGGCGAUGCAUACAGCGACAACACCACUUGCAACAAUAUUCUAAAUAUUUUCUUGUCCAUUAAUCACGACAUAGGUUUAAAAACUAUUAAUUGAUCCCAUUUCAGAACACUGCUUUCAGUAACUCAUUCCACUGGGAGGAAAUGCCCAAAACAGAAUAA
Molecule: messenger RNA, 1823 nt
Organism: Gadus morhua (Atlantic cod)
Lineage: Eukaryota; Metazoa; Chordata; Actinopteri; Gadiformes; Gadidae
Gene: gltpd2a
Product: glycolipid transfer protein domain containing 2a
Exons: 6
Coding region: 453-1340 (295 amino acids)
Biological process (GO): ceramide transport; intermembrane lipid transfer
Cellular component (GO): cytoplasm; cytosol; membrane
Molecular function (GO): ceramide 1-phosphate transfer activity; ceramide 1-phosphate binding
Source: RefSeq, a predicted model, not a curated record